UUGCAUGCUCUAGAUGAACACUUUGCAGAUGGUGGUUCUUACAGACACCGGUGAAGGCUGGUCUGCGUGAAAAUACUGGCUGAGGAGUCAGGUGUGCUCGACAAGGAGUGGUGCCCCUUGGGAAGAAAGCUCUGAUUAUUAAUGGAAAAAUAAUACUGGAACAGAAUGUUGCUUACCUUUUGCCUGAAAAGGUGAAAUCUUUUCAAACAGAAAUGGCUGAUAAGGGUGGAAAGAUCCUUCCAGGACAAUUGUACAUUCAAGUGGAAUACGACUAUGAGUACGAGGCAAAGGACAAGAAAAUUGUGAUUAAGCAAGGGGAGAAAUACAUCUUAGUGAAAAAAACUAAUGAUGAUUGGUGGCAGGUCAAAAGAGAUGAAAAUUCCAAACCCUUUUAUGUGCCAGCACAGUAUGUGAAGGAAAUACCCCGAAAAGCACUGAUGCCACCUGUGAAACAGGCAAGCAUGCUGCCAAAUAACACUUUGAAGUUAACACAUGGAUUACAGAGAUCGACGGAAAAUGUGAAUAAGUCACCAGAGCUGUCUAGUUUUGGAAAAUCUCCAGUUCAAGUGUCUUGCUUAGUUCGAGAUGCCAAUCAAAAUCUGGGACCAAACAAUACCCCUGGUCAAACUCUUGGUUUGAGUCUGGACCUUACCCAAAACAAUGGAAAACUUAACAACGAGUUGCAAUCUCCCAAGGUUUCCAAUCAGUUUAGAACCAUCUCCAUGGGUCAUUUCCCAUGCCCAGAGUUCUUGGAAAUAGAGAAGACCAGCUUUUUGCAUGAACAAUCUUGUGAUUCAGCAGGAGAAGGCUCAGAAAAAAUUCACCAAGAUUCAGAGUCUGGAGAUGAACUCAGUAGUAGCUCCACGGAACAAGCACAGCCAACUACUCCACCAAGCCAAGGGAGGCCUGAUUCACCAGUUUAUGCUAAUUUACAAGAACUGAAAAUAUCUCAAUCUGCACUUCCACCACUACCUACAAGUGCUCCAGUCCAAAUAAAUGGGGAAUGGGAAACCCAUAAAGAUACAACAGGACGCUGUUAUUACUACAACAGAGGAUCACAGGAGCGAACCUGGAAACCUCCGCGGUGGGCCCGAGAUGCAAGCAUUAAUAAAGGGGAUUCCCAGAGCCAUGCAGAUCAUGAGCAUCUUUCAUCAGAAGAAAACGACCACAGUUCUUGUUACAGCCAGUCAGAUAGUCAGUAUGGUUCUCCUCCAAAGGGUUGGUCAGAAGAGUUGGAUGAACAUGGUCAAACCCUAUAUACCAAUGACUAUACUAAUGAAAAGUGGAUAAAACAUGCAGAUGAACAAGGUAGACCAUACUACUACAGUGCUGAUGGUUCCCGAUCAGAAUGGGAGCUACCUAAGUAUAAUGCUUCACCACAGCAGCAGAGAGAUAUAAUAAAGAGUAGGAGUCUGGACAGGAGGCUACAGGAACCAAUAGUUUUAACAAAAUGGAGGCACAGCACAAUUGUGCUGGACACCAAUGACAAGGAAUCAUCAACUGCUUCUAAGACCAACUUUCCUGAAAAUGAGUCCUCUCCUUCUUCACCAAAGCAUCAAGCCACAGGCCAAGAAAAGUAUGGUUUAUUAAAUGUGACAAAAAUUACAGAAAAUGGGAAGAAAGUUCGAAAGAAUUGGAUGUCAUCAUGGGCAGUGUUACAAGGGUCGUCACUGCUGUUCACUAAAACCCAAGGAAGUGGAACUGGCUGGUCAUUUUGCCAAGUGGGCUCAAUUCCUGAGCUCUUGCUCUCGCUGCUUUCUUCUUGGAAAAAUGCUCUCAGUCGUCGACCUGCUGUCACCUAUGUAAACUCUGCCCAAGUUUCAGCUAUCACUAAGUUUGGUGUCAAUCAGUCUAAGCCAGAAUUUACAGUGGAUCUCAAAGGGGCGUUGAUUGACUGGGCCUCAAAAGACAAAUCCAGCAAAAAGAAUGUUAUUGAGCUAAAAACCCGCCAAGGAACUGAACUCUUAAUUCAAUCUGAUAAUGACGGCUUUAUUAAUGAAUGGUAUAAGGUUCUUAACUAUACCAUCAAUAAUCAGGUAAUAGAGCCUGAUGAACCAUUAGAAGAUGAGGUACCAGAUUCUCCUGGGGUGGAAAAACAAGACAAAGAGAAAGAGAAGGAGAAUAAAGACUCUAAGAAGCUUCGUUCAGUGAAAGCACCUAGCAAUAUAGAUUCCACAGAUCAGAAAAAGACCAAAACGAAGCUCAAGAAGUUUCUUACACGGCGCCCUACGUUACAAGCCGUCCGUGAAAAAGGCUACAUUAAGGAUCAAGUUUUUGGUUCAAAUCUCACCAGCUUGUGUCAAAGAGAAAACGGCACGGUGCCAAAGUUCGUGAAGCUGUGCAUUGAGCAUGUUGAGGAACAUGGAUUAGAUAUUGAUGGCUUAUACAGAGUUAGUGGCAAUCUUGCAGUGAUACAGAAGCUAAGAUUUGCAGUCAACCAUGAUGAGAAACUGGACUUGAAUGACAGUAAAUGGGAAGAUAUUCAUGUCAUCACAGGAGCUUUAAAGAUGUUUUUCAGAGAAUUGCCAGAGCCCCUGUUCACUUACAAUCACUUCAAUGACUUUGUCAAUGCAAUUAAGCAAGAGCCAAGGCAGCGUGUCCCUGCUGUUAAAGAUUUAAUCAAACAGUUGCCAAAACCAAAUCAGGACACUAUGCAGGUACUCUUUAGACAUCUGAAGAGAGUCGUAGAAAAUGGAGAAAAGAACCGAAUGACCUAUCAAAGUAUAGCGAUAGUUUUUGGUCCAACCUUAUUAAAACCAGAGAAAGAGACUGGUAACAUAGCAGUCCACACAGUAUACCAGAAUCAGAUUGUAGAGUUAAUUCUACUGGAAUUGAAUUCCAUCUUUGGACGCUGACGUUUUUCUUGAAGUAGAAGCUGGAAGUGAUGAGUUGGCAGCGGUACUCCAUCAGAAGGAAUUAUUUUAUGUUUGUGGACCAAGCAGCAACUCAUUUUUUGCACUUUUGGGGGGGGAAGAAACAGGAGAAAUGUUUGACCACUUUAAUGCAAAUUAAAGACAACACUUUGGAUUUCUUUGAGAAGUUCAAUGUAAAAAGUGAAUUGAAAAGUUUAUAGUUUGCCUUUUUCAAGUAGCAUUGGAAAAAUGUAAUAUAGGUUCAUACACUGGAGUUCUCGGAGAGUAAAGCCAUUAAUCUCAAACUGGAUAAUCUGGAAUUUAAUCUCAAAAUUCUUCCACUUGGUAGGGAAAAAUCCUGCCAAAUAGUAUGGAAAAAUUCAGUGAAGAAACAUCUUAAGCUUGUGUAUUACAACCUACUCAGAUCUCUAUGACACUUUUCCAAGGGGUUUCUGCAUGUGGUGCCUGUCUUGGACUUGCGCUAACAGUUUGGUUUAGUUAUUCAAAUCUGAUGCUUCACUUGGUAUCUGCUGCCCCUUUUCCUUCUUUUUUUUUUUUUUUUUCCUUUUCCCCCCUUUUUCUGUUGUUUUUUUUUCCGCUUCUCUUUAUUUCCUUUUUUUUCCCCAGCAACCUUUCUAGAAGUUCUUAGCUGCUUCAUAGAGCAGCACACUAUUACACUAUUUCAAACACUGAACUUGUAAGAAUAUCCAGCAAUGGAUAUGGCUUAUGGCAUAACAUAAGUAAUAUUUAAUAAACAUGUUCAUUUUUUCAGGGUAUUUCUUGAGCUAAGUUUUGUGUUAUACUGGUCUAAAUCUGAAGUCCUAAGUAAACACCGACUGUAACACUGUAUUGAGUUCAUGGUAUAAUGCUGUGGUAGUGGAAGUUCAUUCUUGAUGUAAAUACGGGCUGUCCUUUUAAUUCUUGUAUAUAAUUCAGUCCCUGUAUAGUUUAAGAACACUUUAGUCACACAUUUCUAAUCAUGGGUAGAUUAGCUACAGUAGCAUAAUGUUUCCAGUGGAUGUCUGGGUUUCAGCAGGGAAACAGGUUAUGGGGAGGGAGGGAAUCUAACUGUGUGCACUUUUAGAUGUUAAUUACAUUUGCAGGCAAAUAACUGUAAUGCAAAUGGUACUGGAGAAAUACUGAGUGUGCUUGCUAAAUGGUUAAUGCACUACAAGAGGAGCCUUUUAGGUUAUUUAAUAUGUACAGGAUACAUUAGAAAAAUGUAUUAUGAAUUCUAACACCUACAAAUAGUGAAAGUCAUGUUUUGAUAGAUAGAUAUUUGGUGGAAUCCAUGAUGCUAAAUUUAAGAUUUUCUUUUUACAUUAAUGUAGAAUAAUUUGUAAAAUUGGUUUUGAAAGAUUUUGUUACACGGAGCAUGGUCUGCUGAAGAUUUUUUUAAAUGUAUUUUUCUAGACUAACUGCUGUAUCUGACAUAUUUGUUAUGUCUAACCUGAAUAAAGAAAACCAAUAGUUCUUUUAGA
Molecule: messenger RNA, 4333 nt
Organism: Corapipo altera (White-ruffed manakin)
Lineage: Eukaryota; Metazoa; Chordata; Aves; Passeriformes; Pipridae
Gene: ARHGAP12
Product: Rho GTPase activating protein 12
Exons: 19
Coding region: 213-2855 (880 amino acids)
Biological process (GO): regulation of GTPase activity; signal transduction
Cellular component (GO): cytoplasm
Molecular function (GO): protein binding
Source: RefSeq, a predicted model, not a curated record